This is a messenger RNA of Myripristis murdjan (pinecone soldierfish), 1248 nucleotides long. It is a transcript of the gene fahd2a, whose product is annotated as fumarylacetoacetate hydrolase domain containing 2A. Gene Ontology annotation, molecular function: catalytic activity. Bases 158 to 1120 code for a protein of 320 amino acids. Lineage: Eukaryota; Metazoa; Chordata; Actinopteri; Holocentriformes; Holocentridae. The record is from RefSeq and is a predicted model, not a curated record. The transcript is spliced from 8 exons.
GAUCAAGUCCAAAGGGCACUAAAAUGCAGAGUUUCCUCAUGAUUGCAAUGGCGUGUUAGUGUCAUGUUCUUCUUGAGAUAAGACACUCUUUGCAGGUUAAGAUAAAGACGAGCUGCAGACAAGCAGAGCAGUGCUUUCACUCCUCUGUGCUCAACAGAUGAGACUUCUUCUUCGCUCCUUGUGUGUCUUGAAGAGAUUCUCUCAUAGGCUGCCGGUGGACGCGGGGAGGCGUGGCUUGUGCGGUGCAGCGAUGCGACUGGUGCAGUUUCAUCGUCAUGGUGACCCUGGGUCAGUGAGAGUCGGAGUGGAGCAAGGUGAGGGGCUGGGUGUGGUGGACCUGAAGGCCUUUGACCCCUCCAUGCCCUCUACGAUGAGAGAGCUGCUGGAGCUGGGAGACAAGGGAAUGGAGUGUGCACAGAGAGCCUUGUCAUCUGGUCAGUGCGUGGUGCAGCGCUCAGACAUCAAGCUGCUGUCUCCUGUCCUGGCCCCAGAGAAGGUGGUGUGUGUGGGUAUGAACUACCGUGACCAUUGUCUGGAGCAGAACGCCCCCAUCCCCAAGGAGCCCAUCAUCUUCAGCAAGUUCCCCAGCGCCAUCACAGGACCCUACGAUGACAUCAUUCUGCCUGCAGAGAGCCAGGAGGUGGACUGGGAGGUGGAGUUGGCCUUUGUGAUUGGACGAAGAGGAAAACACAUCAAGGAGGAAGAGGCUCUCUCAUACGUGGCAGGAUUCACGGUGGCGAAUGAUGUCAGUGCGCGUGACUGGCAGAUGAAGCGCAAUGGGAAGCAGUGGUUGCUAGGAAAAACAUUUGACACCUUCUGUCCUCUCGGCCCUGCCUUAGUAACCACUGAUGCUGUGAAAGAUCCUCACAACCUGGGUAUUCGCUGCCUAGUUAAUGGAGAGACAGUGCAGAACAGCAACACUGAUCAGAUGAUCUUCAAAACAGAGAAACUGAUUGCCUGGGUCUCAAAGUUUGUGACCUUAACUCCCGGAGAUGUCUUCCUGACAGGCACUCCUCCAGGUGUCGGCGUGUUCAAAAAGCCACCCGUCUUCCUCAAGAAAGGAGAUGUGGUGGAGUGCCAGAUAGACCAGCUGGGCUCUAUAUUGAACAAAGUGGUCUAACCCUGAGACAACUGGAAGGACACUACUCCUUCACAAUCCAUGAAGGAAUAAUCUGUUCAUCAAGCAUAGGCUUAUUCCAAAUCCAUUAUUUUACAUUAUUAAACACUUUCUGGAAUUAUUUUAAUAAA